CGUCUCUGUAAAACAGGAUGCUGCUACUUCGUUUGCGGUGCCAACAGCUGAGGUCUGCUUCCUGAGUUUCCCUCCAGCCUAUGAGAGUUGCAGGAAAAGAAAGGAAGUGUGUGUUUGUGCGAAGGCAAGGGACAUUGUGUAAUGUACGUUUGUGAGAGAGAGCAAAAGAAAAAAAGAGAGAGAGACUAUGGAAUGCUGUGAUGUCACCAGCUAAGUCAUACACAAAGGCAAGAAGGAAACACAGGCACUCACUCUCCCUCUUACUAAAGUCUGCCGUGGAGCGUCCGCACCCAGCUCGUGUCCAGUUGAUGGCUGCUGAUCAGUGAUGAGAGCGUGUGUGUGGUGAACGGACCGAGCUGGGCUUCAUCGUCUUUACCACCGUCAUCCUCAUUCUGAAGGGCUGUUGCUGAAUCUCAGGAUCUAUUCUGGUGCACCACACACACGGCCAUGCUGCAGCAGAUCUUGAAUGAUAUGUACAUCGACCCGGAUGUGCUGGAUGCUCUGAAUGACGAGCAGAAGAAGACGCUCUUCCUGAAGAUGCGCGAGGAGCAGGUGCGACGCUGGAAAGAGUGUGAGGAGAAGCUGGAGAGGGAACCACUCAAACCCAAACCAAAGACAGCUCAUAGCAAGAGUGUCAGCUGGCUGCUGGGGCGAGAUGGAGACGUACAGGUCAUUGUCAUCGGAGAGAUGGAUGAACUCAAGUCCUCCAAGAUCAUCUAUUCAGGUUUUGGGGAGAGAAAAACGGCCAGCGUCCUCAACAAUUCACACAACCAGCCCGGCACUUUGAAGAGCAACUUGACAAACCGAACAUCAGCAGAACCUGUACGAUCAGGACGAGAAAACCUUCCUCCUAAAGCACAUUCAGGAGUUCAGCUGAACUUUAAGGACAACAGUGACAAAGAGUUAAGGACUCUGCCACCCCCACAGAUGCCAGUAAAUGAAGAAAAGCCAUCAGCACCUUUAGAUAAUGUAUCCCAUCAGCCUCAGGAGUCCAGAGAGGAGGCUGAGUCAGGACACUCAAAGGAUGACUCAGCACUAUUGUCCUCAAUUUGCUAUCGGCCCCAUUCGAGAUCUUGCCUCCUGACACCCUCAGCUCUCAGCAGACCUGUCUAUACAGACACUGAGGACACGACGACCAAUCAGCUGUCUGACACCUCGAGACUCCAUCCCCAAGACACCCCCAAACCUCAGAUCAACAGAGGUGAUUUCCGAGUGGUUGCCGCCUCUAAACGGGCGUUUUCUGUGGAUGUGGGGUCCGAGGUAGCUGAGGAGAACUGUUCGGGACGAGGACGGGUUGCUCAGCUCAUGAAAACUUUCAGCGUGUCCAGUGAGUCUCCGGCCUCCCAAACGCCACCCCGUGCCAACAAACCUCCAAUCCCGGAAAAGCCUAACCACUUGAGACUCCGCCCCGCACCCUCUCUCAGGUAAUCA
This is a messenger RNA of Rhinichthys klamathensis goyatoka, 1431 nucleotides long. RefSeq lists its product as uncharacterized. The record is from RefSeq and is a predicted model, not a curated record. The transcript is spliced from 8 exons. Bases 448 to 1428 code for a protein of 326 amino acids. Gene Ontology annotation, cellular component: cytoplasm. NCBI's taxonomy places the organism in Eukaryota, Metazoa, Chordata, Actinopteri, Cypriniformes, Leuciscidae.